This is a messenger RNA of Amoebophrya sp. A25, 205 nucleotides long. The record is from the annotation of a GenBank genome assembly. NCBI's taxonomy places the organism in Eukaryota, Dinophyceae, Syndiniales, Amoebophryaceae.
AUGCAGGAUUGGGCACGCAGCGCACACAAACUUUCAAACGCGUGUAAAGAUGAAGAGAAGCAGCUUGGCUUCCGGCACAAGUGGUUCGAUCGCGUGAGGGACUUUGCCUUGGCUGUGCGUGCCUUCCAAAGGGCGCAGCGAAUUAUCGACCUAUUCUCUGCCGGCUCCUUUGGUGAUAGGUUUGCCGCUGAACUGGACAACGAGG